This is a messenger RNA of Trypanosoma rangeli, 2250 nucleotides long. Its product is annotated as putative polyprenyl synthase. Bases 1 to 2250 code for a protein of 749 amino acids. Gene Ontology annotation, molecular function: prenyltransferase activity. Lineage: Eukaryota; Euglenozoa; Kinetoplastea; Trypanosomatida; Trypanosomatidae. The record is from RefSeq and is a predicted model, not a curated record. The transcript has a single exon. Gene Ontology annotation, biological process: isoprenoid biosynthetic process.
AUGAGCAGUAUAUUUUCGUUGGGCUCUAAACGAGAAAAUGUAUUUGAUUCCUGCUUUUUCUCUGAAGAGCCGACAGUGAAACCGUCGUUGAGUGAUAUGCCAUGUGACACAGCGAUGCUUCAGUGGUGGUAUUUUAAUGCACACUUGCGUGAUCUCAAUAAGGAGAAGGAUUUUUCUUUUUUUGCCUCAUAUUUCCGUCAAAAGGACCAGCGUGGUUCUAAAGAAAACGUCAUUUUUGUGGAUUCAUGUGUAUGGGCGUUAAUAGAUGUUGGAGAAGAGAAGUAUUACUCAGACAGUUUACUCGAUUACAAAGCACAUGAAAUUAUUAUCGAUAGGCUUGAAACUGCUGCAAAGGGGGAAAAUGACGGUGCUUAUGCGAGAAAUGUUGUACUUGAAAUGGCGAAAAGGGGGCGACUUCCAUUGCCUGACAGGGCAAUGAGCAAAGCUGCGGUUUACAGUGAAGACAGGUUUCACAUAAAUUACGAUGAUCAGUGUAUGCUUGAGGGUGAAGGGGAUGGCGCUGAGCGGAGAUAUAAAUUAUAUCUUAAUAACCCAAGGUGCAAUAUUACUGUCGAAUUGGAGUUCGCUGCAAUAACAGAUCCAGUUCUUCAUGGAGAAAGUGGCAUUGUAAACGAAAUGUUUUAUUACUAUUAUCCAUCAAUGAGUGUGGAGGGAAGGAUAUCGGUGGAUGAUUCUGUUACCCAUGUAAAAGGUGAUGGUUGGUACGAUCGAGAGUACGGGGGAUCAGAAAACGAAAUAGGUAGGGAUGCUCUUGAUGCUUGGAGUUGGUUUUCUUUGCAUCUUUCUGAUGGUUCUCAAUUAAGUAUUUUCGAUAUUGUUGAUUCACAAACGAAACAGCAAAAAGAACGAGUUGCUGUGCUUACUUUUGAUGGAACAAAGAAAGUUUGCCGUGAUGUUACACUUGAGGAAGAAGAUUGGUGGACAAGCCUGGUAACGUUUGUUGAAUAUCCUUUAAAGUUUCAUAUCGAGAUUCUAUCCUUUCAAUUAACUAUUGAUAUACAUACUUCAUUUAAUCAUCAAGAGGUUCCAACAAUUUUGGUAUCAGGUGGUUUUUAUGAAGGACGUGUAACCGGUGAGGGAUAUCGUAAGGGAACUCCAGUGAGUGUAAUUGGUUUUUAUGAGCGGAAAAAUUUGGGUACUGGCGGUGACGCUUCAGUUACUCUAAAGCAUAUGGGAGAAUACGUGAGGAAAACGUUGUCUAUUUUUUAUCCUUUACAUGCUUCUAAUGAAUGGGUUAAUAAAAAUGUACUGGGACGUUAUUGCACGGGUAAAGGAGUUGUCGCCCAACACGUUUGCGAUUCAUUAUUUCUUCCUGUUCGUUCAAUUAUUGAUCGAGGUGGAAAGGCUUGGCGCAGCCUGGUUCUUGUUUCGGCCUGUAAUGCACUUUCAAGUGAUUACUUUGAUUGUACAAAGUAUAUUGCUAUUACGGAGCUUUUACAUGUGGGUUCUCUUAUUAUUGAUGAUAUUCAGGAUAAUUCUUAUAUCAGGCGUGGAGGGAAGUCCGCUCAUCUGGAGUAUGGCGUUCCAACAGCCAUUAAUGCUGGAACGGCCUGCUAUUUUAUGGGCAUAUCUUUCGCAGAAAUUCAAUCGCUUCCGAUGGAGAAGGCCAACAAAGUGUACGAAAUAUAUUUUGAUGUGAUGAAAGCAGGCCAUGCAGGUCAGGGAAUGGAUAUUUACGGUCUACACUAUUUAAUGCCUGAGGCUGUUCGUACCGGUAAAUCGGAAGCGCUUGAAGAUGCUCUUAAAGCCAUCCACACUUAUAAGACAGGGGCCGUCGCAGCUGCCACGUGUCGAGUUGCUUGUAUUUUAUGUGAUGCAAAUGAAGAAGUCACAGCGGCAAUGGAAGCAUUUGGGCUGGGACUCGGUUUGGCAUUUCAAAUUGUUGAUGAUGCACUUAAUGUUAAAGGAUUUGAAGGAGACCUUAAGGAGGCAGGAGAAGAUAUUCGUGAUGGCAAGAUUACAUAUCCAGUGGCAAAAGCAAUGGGAAGACUGGAACUUCCCCAACGAGAACGCGUUUGGAGUAUAUUACAGGAACAUACAUCGGACUCCGACAAGAUUGGUGAGGUUGUGAAAUUGCUCUAUUCGGUGAAUGCUAUUCAAGAUUGUCUGGUAGAUGCCCAAAAGCUUGUCGAUGAAAAAUGGAGUGUUCUUGAUCCGCUUAUUCCUGAUUCCAUGCCAAAAGUGAUGAUGCGAACGUUCUGCUUGUUUCUCACGAAGCGAGGGUUUUAG